This is a messenger RNA of Chrysemys picta bellii (western painted turtle), 4756 nucleotides long. The record is from RefSeq and is a predicted model, not a curated record. NCBI's taxonomy places the organism in Eukaryota, Metazoa, Chordata, Testudines, Emydidae.
AUGGCGGCCCCUAUGGGAGGGCGGAGCCAAGAUGGCGGCGCCCAGGCCCGACGGUGCCCGCCGUACAGCGGAGCUGGUGCUGGGGCCAGCCGCUGGGAGUGGAAGAGACUCAAGGCCAAGACCCCCAAGAAUGGGCCGCCCCCCUGCCCCCGCCUGGGCCACAGCUUCUCGCUUGUGGGCAACAAGUGCUACCUGUUUGGGGGGCUGGCAAACGACAGCGAGGACCCCAAGAACAACAUUCCCAGGUACCUGAAUGACCUGUACAUCCUGGAGCUGCGCCCGGGCUCCGGAGUGGUGGCCUGGGACAUCCCCAUCACAUACGGGGUGCUGCCCCCGCCCCGCGAGUCCCACACUGCCGUGGUGUACACCGAGAGGGACAACAAGAAAUCCAAGCUCGUCAUCUACGGGGGCAUGAGCGGCUGUCGCCUCGGCGACCUCUGGACGCUGGACAUCGAGACCCUGACAUGGAACAAGCCCAGCCUGAGCGGUGUGGCGCCCCUCCCCCGCAGUCUGCACUCCGCCACCACCAUUGGCAACAAGAUGUACGUCUUCGGGGGCUGGGUGCCCCUCGUCAUGGACGACGUCAAAGUGGCCACGCACGAGAAGGAGUGGAAGUGCACCAACACGCUGGCCUGCCUCAACCUGGGUAAGGUCCCCCCGCAGCCCCCCCCAGAACCCCCCCGGCUCCACCUGCCCCGCACCAACACGCUGGCCAGCCUCAACCUGGACUCCAUGGCAUGGGAGCCCAUCCUCAUGGACACGCUGGAGGACAACAUCCCGCGGGCCCGGGCGGGGCACUGCGCCGUCUCCAUCAACACCCGCCUCUACAUCUGGAGCGGGCGCGACGGCUACCGCAAGGCCUGGAACAACCAGGUGUGCUGCAAGGACCUCUGGUACCUGGAGACUGAGAAGCCCCCAGCACCCUCACGGGUGCAGCUGGUUCGGGCCAACACCAACUCACUGGAGGUGAGCUGGGGCUCGGUGCCCACGGCCGACACCUACCUGCUGCAGCUGCAGAAGUAUGAUAUCCCCGCGGCCGCCUCGCCCGCUCCCGUCCCGGUGCCCUCUGUGCCCGCCAACCCGCCCAAGAGCCCCGCCCCGGCCGCCGCUGCGCCCGCCCCGCCCGCCAGCCAGCCCCUGGCCCAGAUGGGCAUCACCCUGCUGCCCCAAGCCGCCGCCCCAACGCCCACCACCACCAUCCAGCUGCUGCCCUCCGUGUCCGGCACGCCCCUGUCCGUGGCCAGCCCGGCACGCACGCAGGGUGUCCCGGCUGUGCUGAAGGUGACAGGCCCCCAGGCGCCCCCAGGGCCCCCCCUGGUGACGGUGCGCUCAGCUGGGCAGGCAGGCAAGGCCCCGGUGACGGUGACCUCGCUGCCGGCCGGCGUGCGCAUGGUGGUGCCCACGCAGAGCACGCAGGGCACGGUGAUUGGCAGCAGCCCCCAGAUGAGUGGCAUGGCCGCCCUGGCAGCCGCCGCCGCCGCUACACAGAAGAUCCCCCCCUCCUCCGCGCCCACCAUGCUGAGCGUGCCGGCCGGCGCCACCAUCGUCAAGACCGUGGCCGUCUCCCCGGGCACGGCCACGCUGCCCAGCACCGUCAAGGUGGCCUCCUCCCCCGUCAUGGUGAGUAACCCGGCCACACGCAUGCUGAAGACGGCAGCAGCCCAGGUGGGCACCUCGGUGUCAUCCACGACCAACGCGGCCACGCGGCCCAUCAUCACUGUGCACAAGUCGGGCACGGUCACCGUGGCGCAGCAGGCCCAGGUCAUGACCACCGUGGUGGGCGGCGUCACCAAGACCAUCACCCUGGUGAAGAGCCCCAUCUCUGUGCCGGGGGGCAGCGCACUGAUCUCUAACCUCGGCAAAGUGAUGUCGGUCGUGCAGACCAAGCCGGUGCAGACCUCGGCCGUGACCGGCCAGGCGUCCAGCGGCCCCGUCACCCAGAUCAUCCAGACCAAGGGCCCCCUGCCAGCGGGCACCAUCCUGAAGCUGGUGACGUCAGCGGACGGGAAGCCCACCACCAUCAUCACCACCACACAGGCAGGCGGCGCCGGCCCCAAGCCCACCAUCCUGGGCAUCAGCAGCGUCUCGCCCAGCACCACCAAGCCGGGCACCACCACCAUCAUCAAAACCAUCCCCAUGUCGGCCAUCAUCACCCAGUCCGGGGCCACGGGUGUGACCAGCAGCCCUGGGAUCAAGUCCCCCAUUACCAUCAUCACCACCAAGGUCAUGACCUCAGGCACGGGCGCCCCCGCCAAGAUCAUCACGGCAGUGCCCAAGCUGGGCACGGCACAUGGGCAGCAGGGCGUCACGCAGGUGGUCCUGAAGGGCGCGCCUGGCCAGCCCGGCACCAUCCUGCGCACCGUGCCCAUGGGCGGCGUGCGGCUGGUCACGCCCGUCACCGUCUCCGCCGUCAAGCCCACCGUCACCACGCUGGUGGUGAAAGGAACCACGGGUGUCACCACCUUGGGCACCGUGACGGGCACAGUCUCCACCAGCCUGGCCGGCGCAGGGGGCCACAGCACCAACGCCUCUCUGGCCACGCCCAUCACCACGCUGGGAACCAUCGCCACCCUGUCGAGUCAGGUGAUCAACCCGGCUGCCAUCACCGUCUCCGCCGCGCAGACCACCAUGACGGCCGCCAGCGGGCUGGGCACGCCCACCAUCACCAUGCAGCCCGUCUCCCAGCCCACGCAGGUGACGCUGAUCACGACGCCCAGCGGGGUGGAUGCCCAGCCGGUGCACGACCUGCCAGUCUCCAUCCUGGCCUCGCCCACCACGGAGCAGCCCACGGCCACGGUGACCAUUGCCGACGUGGGGCAGGGCGACCCGCAGCCCGGCACCGUCACCCUGGUGUGCUCCAACCCGCCCUGCGAGACCCAUGAGACUGGCACCACCAACACUGCCACUGCCACCGUCGUGGCCAACGUGGGCGGCCUGACCCAGCCUGUGCACUUUGUGUGUGAGGGCCAGGAGACCGGGCAGCCCAACGGCGGGUUAGUGCGCGUCUGCUCCAACCCCCCGUGCGAGACGCACGAGACGGGCACCACCCACACGGCCACCACUGCCACAUCCAGCAUGGGUGCUGGACGAGUGUGCAGCAACCCCCCGUGCGAGACGCACGAGACGGGCACCACCCACACGGCCACCACUGCCACAUCCAGCAUGGGUGCUGAACGAGCGUGCAACAAUCCCCUGUGCGAGACGCACGAGACGGGCACCACCAACACUGCCACGACGGCCACGUCCAGCAUGGGUGCUGAACGAGCGUGCAACAAUCCCCUGUGUGAGACGCACGAGACGGGCACCACCAACACGGCUACCACGGCCAGGUCGUUCAUGGGGCGGGGUCAACCGGAUGGUGGCAUGGUAGCCCCGCCCAACCCGCCAUGCCAAACGCAGCACACCAGUGCCACCGGCACCACGAUGUCGGCAAAAGCCGGUGUGUCCACAGAGCAGCCGUGCAGCACCAGGAUGGCGAAUCCACCCCCGGCGGUGCCUGGCACCAACGCACAAUCCCCGGCGCCGGCUGGCCGGCCCUGUGAGGCUCACCAGACCCACACCACCAACACCGCCACCACGGCCCGGUCGCUCAUGGGCCGGGGGCAGCCGGACGGUGGGCCAGGGGCAGCCGAGAGCCCCCCGUGCCAAACACAACAGACUUGUGCCACUCACACAACCAUGUCGGCCAAAGCGGACGUGCCCACGGAGCAGCCAUGCGGCGUGAGGAUGGUUGCGCCAGACACGGAGGCCGGUCAGCGAGCGCAUGUCAAUGACUCUUGUGAACUGGGUACCAUGGCCACGUCGAGCUUGGGCACUAGGCGAGCGUGCACGGAGCCCCCGUGCGAGACCCACGAGACAGGCACCACCACCACAGUCACGUCGAACAUGGGCGCCGGGCGAGCGUGCAGCAACCCCCCGUGCGAGACACACGAGACAGGCACCACCACCACAGCCACGUCGAGCAUGGGCACCAGGCAACCGUGCACGGAGCCCCUGUGCGAGACCCAUGAGACAGGCACCUCCACCACAGCCACGUCGAACAUGGGCGCCGGGCGAGCAUGCAGCAAUCUCCCGUGCGAGACGGGCACCACUAACACGGCGACCACUGCCACAUCCAGCAUGGGCGCCGGGCAAGUGUGCAGCAACCCCCCGUGCGAGACGCACGAGACGGGCACCACUAACACGGCGACCACUGCCACAUCCAGCAUGGGCGCCGGGCGAGUGUGCAGCAACCCCCCGUGCGAGACGCACGAGACGGGCACCACCAACACGGCCACCACGGCCACAUCCAGCAUGGGCGCCGGGCGAGUGUGCACUAACCCCCCUUGUGAGACGCACGAGACGGGCACCACUAACACGGCCACCACGGCCACAUGUAACGUGGGGACGGGCCAGGCUGAGGGGGCCCAGCACGCCCCUGCCAGUGUGCCCUGUGAGACACAGCCGACCACGGCCACCGGCACCACCAUGACGGCCAGCAUGGGGGGAGCUGGGGCCGAACCCCCCUCCUCUGCCCCCCAGGAGACGGAGGGGGCAGGGCCCAGCCAGCCCCAGUCGCCUCCCACAAACCCAGCCCCACGCGUCUGCUCCAACCCCCCCUGCGAGACCCACGAGACGGGCACAACCCACACGGCCACCACUGUGACCUCCAGCAUGGGCGCCAACCACGACCAGCCGCCGGGUGCCAACGGGCAGGGGGAGCCUGAGGGGGCGCCGGGCGAGGCCCCCGCCAGCCCCAGCAGUGUCUCUGCCGCGC